Molecule: messenger RNA, 4430 nt
Organism: Sphaerodactylus townsendi
Lineage: Eukaryota; Metazoa; Chordata; Lepidosauria; Squamata; Sphaerodactylidae
Gene: GPR62
Product: G protein-coupled receptor 62
Exons: 2
Coding region: 930-2156 (408 amino acids)
Biological process (GO): G protein-coupled receptor signaling pathway
Cellular component (GO): plasma membrane; signaling receptor complex; endosome
Molecular function (GO): G protein-coupled receptor activity
Source: RefSeq, a predicted model, not a curated record
CCUUUAAAUUGGCCAGGUGGAAAGACUGCAUUUAGCAUCGCAGGCCUUGGUGAGCUGACAGGGAGCUGCCUUAGCUCUGCAUACACUGCAAGAGAGAGAAAAAAGACCUCUGCAUCUUGCAUCUUUUUCUCUCCCAAGGUAAUGCUUGCUCCAUCUGAACAGGCCAGCCUUUUCCCCAGUACAGAAGAAUCCUUGCAGGGCCCCCUGCCGGGCUCGAUUGCAGAGUGACCCAGGGUCAUCUGGUGUGCAUCAUGACAGGAGUGUCUUAGGACCCAGUAGAAUUUUCUCCGUGAAUGACAGACAAUGCUUUAAAAGGCCGGGUAGAGACCAGAUGUGACAGCCUGUGCCAUCCACAGUGAAGAAACCAGCCCACAAUUGCUGCAGCAGCAGCCUCCAUUCCAGGUGUGGAGAAUCUAACAGUACCAUCAGGACAGGCAAUGCCUUCCCUGGGAUUUUAUGCAUCUCAGCAUCCUCUCAAUUUUGAAUGAGCUUCAGGAUGCGAUGGCUGCCUAGGCUCUCUUCUCUGUACAGCAGGAAAAGGACUUUGAUUCCACAAACAAAGCAGGUCAUUGUAAAUAGGACAAUAGUCUCUGCUAUUUCUGGAGCUGGUACAAAAGCAAGAGGGUAUCACUGGCUUGCUCUCCAGGGGAAAAAGAGGCACAUCGAAGCAUGGAGCACUGCUAAGGCUAUCUUGGUUAGCAUGAAGGGGCAAAUCUGCCCAUGCAGGGAAGUUAUGACGAACUUGCUGACCAGAAGGAGAAAACAGUUGGGGCAGCAGCUGUCGGCCACGGAAGAACCCCCUGGUGCUCUUGAGUUGGGGAGAAAGAAUGACCAAAGAAGAUGGUGGCUGUGACAAAUAGUAUAAGUAUCCACUGGCAGUUCACACUGCCAAGAAGGCACUGAUUGCUUUGAAGUAGACCUCAGGGACAAUGCUCAACAGAACUCAGAUUAAUUCUAGCCAGGGACAUGAUAUAUUCUUUUCAAUGGAGGUGUCCCAGUUCCAGGAGGCCAUUGGCAUUUUCUUCAUGGUCAUGCUAAGUGUCAUUGCUUUGGUUGCCAACACAGCCGUCAUGGUUGUCAUCCUCAAGACACCUUUGCUGAGGAAGUUCAUCUUUGUCUGCCAUCUCUGCCUAGUUGAUCUGUUGUCAGCCAUUUUUGUCAUGCCACUGGGGAUCAUCUCCAGCUCCACCUGCUUCAACAGAGUGUUGUAUAGCAUUGCCGAGUGCCAAACAUUAAUCUUCCUGAAUGUCUGUUUCAUCAGUGCCUCCAUCCUCACUAUCUCCGUCAUCAGUGUAGAGAGGUAUUACUACAUUGUUCAUCCCAUGCGGUAUGAAGUCAAGAUGACGACUGGACUGGGACUCACGGUUGUGGCAUUCAUUUGGAUCAAGUCUAUCUUGGUUGCUGCUUUGGCACUGGUGGGCUGGCCUCAAGACAAUGGUGCCAGCAGUGCCAGCAAAUGUACUGUCUAUUGGAGCCCAGGAAUCCACAAGAAGAUAUUUGUGAUAAUCUUCAGCACUCUGUGCUUCAUACUGCCCACCUUAAUCCUCUUCACAGUCUAUGGCAGCAUCUACAAAGUUGCCCGGAUUGCUUCCUUGCAGAAUGUUCCUGCCCCAUCCUGGACUGCCACACCCAGACAAAGAUCAGCCUCCAUUCACAGCCAAGUCACUAUCAUCACAACCAGAAAUGUGCCUCCCAGGCUGUCACCUGAACGUUUAUUUGGGGGGAAUAAAGCUGCCCUCACACUGGUCUUGAUUGUAGGACAGUUCCUUUGUUGCUGGCUGCCAUUCUUCUCCUUCCACCUACAUUGUUCCAUCAACUCUCCUUCUGUGAACCCUGGCUAUGGUGAGAUUAUUGUGAACUGGCUUGCCUUUUCUUCUUUUGCUAUCAACCCUUUUUUCUAUGGGCUACUGAACCGCCAGAUCAGGGAAGAGUUAGCCAAACUAGGACGACAUUGCCUCAGUAAGCCACUGAGUCAAGAGCUGUGUGUCUCCAGCCCAGAGGGAUCCAUCCAUGAGAACUUUCUUCAAUUCCUGCAGAGGACCAGUUGCACAGUGGAGACCCGUUCCAGUUUUAUUAAUUCCAGCCCCAGGAACACUUUGGACCACACUGCAAUGGGUUUCAGAAUUCCAGGCCAAAUCCCAGAAGAAACCAACUGAGGGAAGAAAACAUUCCACAUCUUUUUAGAACAAUCCACAUCUUUUCCUACCUGGCUCUAAGUUAUGAGGAAGGAGAAGAUGUUCCAUGCAUUGAAAGAACUGUCCGCACCUCUUUCACUGGAGAAGUUGGUAGUUUCUUUUCAUAUGUGUACGGAAGUAAAUGUAACAAAAAUGCAUUGUCCUUCUGUGAUUAACUGAUUGUCCAUCUGCUGAGAUCAAAGCUAGUUUUAGGCAGCCAUAGCCAAACAUCUGGAGCAGUGCUGUAUACAGCAGCACUUUUAAAAAGAUUUGCAGACUGUACUUUGGAAGAAAGAGGAUUAUGAAUAAGGACCUUUCUAGACAACCCCCAGAGUGCUUGCUACUAUAAACACUCCAGUACUGUUAGUCCCAAGCCAGCACCAUGUGUGUUAUGCCUUUUUCCACUGUGUAAUAGAAUAGCCAGGUUUCCCCCCUACAUGUUUUUUUGGGAAAAAGAUAUACUCUAGUGCCAGAAAGGAAUGCUCAAACUCUUGAAAUGACUUAGCACUGUAAACCCAUCAGAGCAGUACAGACAGGGGAAUAGAGAUUUGUGGCAUUCAUCCAGGUGCUUAUGGUGAACAUCUACAACCUCCACAAUUAACUGCUAAGGUGUGAUUGAAAGAAGAAAUUGGAUUUUCCCAACAAGUCAACACUGCUAUUUGAGUGCAAGGAAAGUUUGAUUCCUCCAGCAACUUAGGGGUGAGGUGAGGUAAUGUUCUCUGAAGCUUGGAUGUUACCUACAUAUGCCCCAGGCAAGAAUAGUUUUGUCUGGAAGGAGCCUAGCUGGGUCUGUACUGCAGAAAGAGGGUUUUUUUCCCGAAUUUAGCUGCAAGUGCUAAGUUGGGUUCCAUACAGCACAAAUAUUCUUCAUAAUAAUAUGCUCUCAUGGGCAAGAUUCUGUUGUAUGUCAUUUGGAAGAAAGUUUCUUUAAGUAAAGGUUGCGUUUCUCUUCCUUUAUGUUCAGCCAAAUUUAAUUACUUCCUAGUCUCAGGGCAAGAAAAUGAUGGGGUUUUUUAGCAGAAAAAAGGAGUGGCUUUUACUUUCUACAAAUUGAAAAAUAGUAUUUAAGUCUCCCUUCUAAGAUUUGACAUUUACAACUGAUUUAUAACUGCGAAAUAUAAACAUUCAGCUUAUGAGAAAAUCAGGAAGUAAUGAAUUAAGAUGGAAGGAGAAGCUAGGGAAAAAUUAAAUGGACAAUAGUCCUAAGAAAAGUCACUGAUGCUUUUGCUGUUGACAUAGGCAUCAUCUGUUUUCAAAGGUUUUCUUAACCAUUACAUAGUAUGUAUUUGGUUGAAAUAUUUAUAUCUCUUAUCCUAUUUAACCCAAGGCAGCUUACAUACGUUAUCAUCAGGCCAAACAGCACAAGUUAGAAACAUGAUUCAAAAAUAUAAUAUAAAGCCCCAAGCCCUAGACACAGGAACAAACAAUGCACUGAUUGUCCACCAGAAAAAAAGUAGUUCAUGCCUAUGUGGGUGUUCUUUUGAAGGGUAUGUCACCUAUUUAAAAAGAACAAUCUUGAGAACUUCAGAAAAGACUGUUUAAAAGGUAGCCAUGUUGGUCUUCAGUACAAGAGCUAGAUUAGAGUCCAAUAGCACCUUAAGAGACCAACAAAGAAGGGAAGAGUUUCAAUUUAUACCCUACUUUUUGCUUCCAUGAGUCUCAAAACGGUGUACAAACUCCUUCACUUCCUCUACCUACAACAGGCAUCUUGUGAGGAAGCUGAAGCAGAGAGAGUUCUGAGAGAACUGAGGGAACUGCAACUAGCCCAAGGUCACCCAGCAGGCUUCAUGUGUAGGACCAGGGCAACAAAUCCAGUUCACUGAUAAGAGUCGGCAUAUCAUGUGGAAUAGUGGGGAAUCAAACCUGGUUCUCCAGAUUAGAGUCCACUGCUCUUAACCAUUGCACCAUGCUGGCUCUCUUUGGGGGCAUAACCUUUAAAGAGUCAAGCCUCCCUUCAUCAGAUUUGUUAUAAGAGAGCAUCGGAGAUAGUUCCUUUUUAGAGUGCCUUUGGAAGUCCAUUUCGCAAUACAAAAAUCAUGAUUGAAAAAGCACAAGAUGCCGAGAUAUAGGGCAUGCCACACAAGAAGAGCAGAUUGACAGGAGACACUGCUGUGAGGAAUGCAUGAAGAAAGAGGUGGUCCUUUUUAUGUGACAAAAAUGUUUUUAAAAUACAGAGAGUACUAGAAUGUAACAGGUAGCCAAUGACAUUAUCUGAACUAACUGUUAAAACUGAGCAAAUAAAGUAUGGUAACUACA